AUGAAACUACUGAUUCCUUCAAAUUGCCUUCGCCGUUGCAUUUCAUCAAAGACUAUACUAUUGAGACAGACGUGUAUACUUACAUCUGGUCAUGUACUAAGGACAGCUAACCUUACAACUACCAAGGGAGAAAUAGAAGGCCCACCUCAAGAUCCUAUUCCCACUCCUCCGCCCGGAGUUCCGUAUCUUGAAACUUUACUGCCUCCAGAAAAAACCGGACAUUCCAUAAAAUUUCCAUGGGUUCAUAAUGUAUCACCAGAAAAUGGAAAACAUCCACAACGAAUAAAACAGUAUCCAUAUAAACCCCCGAAUUUUUGGACUUCUUUAUUAUCUGUAAUGCCAUUUUAUUUAAAUUAUAAUGUAGCUCGAUGGAUAACUGUUCGAACAUUAAAAGAUAGCACGUCACCUUCAUAUUUCCCAGACGAAUUUAUGAUAGGUGCCAGUUUAGGAUUAAUACAAGUGUGUAAAGCAUUAUCCAGUCCACCAGACAGAAAAGGAUUAGAACAAAUGUUCACAACCAGAUUAUUUGAUCGUUUCUCUACUGAAUUGGACAAUUUAGAGGCAGAAAAAUCAACAGUCUCAAUUAAAAUACCAAAGAUUCACGAUUCCCAUAUUCAAGAUGUUUGGCUCACCAUGGGUCCACGACAAGCAUUCGCACGUAAAAGUGCCGAAUUCGAUGUGUUACAUUUUAUGACACUAAAAAUAGGCGUGAGACAGGGUAAUGAAGAAGGAAAUUGGAAUUACUUUCGAAAUAAGUUGGCUAAAAGUGUAGUUGAGGGUAUCGGAUUCAAGGUCGACGUGGCAUUUGAUGUGGAUGUCAUAUAUACGCUGAAAUCGGCAAAAGAUGAAGUGUUGAUCUUUGAUCAGUGUCGACGUAUACUCGUCGUGCGAUUUGAGAGUCCGUACUUUGAACCGUCAGAGCGUAUAAUGGAAAUGAGAAAAGAUGCAUCGGAUGUCGAUUAUUAUAAUAGUAAUGAUAAUAAUUUGAUAUCACUUGGAUGGAACUGGCGAGUUGGAGAUAUUGAUUAUUUGUUGGAAAGUGAAGAUUUAGAGAUUGAAGAGAGAGAAAACCAAACUCGUGCCGUGUUAUGA
Messenger RNA from Ambispora gerdemannii, 1092 nucleotides. The record is from the annotation of a GenBank genome assembly. Lineage: Eukaryota; Fungi; Glomeromycota; Glomeromycetes; Archaeosporales; Ambisporaceae.